Acanthamoeba castellanii str. Neff is the source of this 789-nucleotide messenger RNA. Its product is annotated as protein of function, putative. The transcript is spliced from 5 exons. Bases 1 to 789 code for a protein of 262 amino acids. The record is from RefSeq and is a predicted model, not a curated record. Lineage: Eukaryota; Discosea; Longamoebia; Acanthamoebidae.
AUGCACAAGGUCUGUCGGCUGGCGGUUCCAUCAGCACGCCUGGCCUCGUCAAGGGGCAGCUCGAGACUUGCAGGUGCCCUCUUCACGGGUCCGCUUCCACACGUUCGCGCGCUCCGGAACAGAUCGCGACCGGAUUAUGAAGAUGGAGAUGGAGGGCACGACAUAGAUGCUGGGUCUGGACAGCCAGCAGCAGCAGAUGAUGAGGAAGCCACGCCCUCGGCGGAGGAGGCGCGGGUGAUCGAGCUGACGAGGCGGUGGGCCGACCAGGUGGUCGUGGGCCUCCGGCUCUGCCCCUUCGCCCGCCUGGACGAGACGCGCAUCGUCUGCGCCCCGGCCGGCGAGGCCGACGACCUCUCCUCCUUCCUCGCUUUCCUACGCAAGGAAGUCCAAGUCCUCCACGACCAACCCCACGUGGCGAGCACGUUGGUGGCGCUGCCGCACGUGGAAGACUUUGCGCAGUUCGAGGCCUUCAAUGCGGCGGUCAACAUCGCCACGGAGGACUUGUCCACGGACGACGACGGAGAAGAAGUCGAGACGGUGCAUCAGAUAGCCCAGUUCCACCCGAGGUUCAGGUAUGAAGGCGAGGAGGAGGACUCCGUGGAGAACUACACGAGCCGAUCGCCCUACCCCACCGUGCACCUCAUCCGCGCGUCCAUCAUCACCGCUGCACGCGAGGUCCGCAAGCGGGGCCCAUCGGCGAUGAGCAGCGCCGACCAAGACAGCACCUUGGCGUCUAACAAGAAAGAGGCACAACACAAGAAGACAAAGAAGACAACGCCCAGGGCAUGA